GCGAGAAGAGUACAGCCAUCGGAUCCCAAGAGUACACUAGAGUUGUGCACAUCGUUGAGUAACCUAUUCUUCCAGACAUAUAACAACGAUAUCUUUCACAUGCAGCCCAACACGUAUGACAGUGUAUUUAAGUUAUGGUCGCAUAUCCGCACGUCUGUCACCACUUAUCGCUAUAAUCAUCUAACUGUCCGCUAAUACACCCAUUACUCCAUACAUCUGCACCCAUACUGUAGUUUACUCUCAUUUAAUUCAUUCAUUAUGUGUUCAUUGAUUUAUUGAAUCAAUGAAUUCAAUAUAAAUUGUAAAUAAAAUAUAGUUUUGAUUCAAGAAUUUGUUUGUCGUUUGCAUUCAU
This is a messenger RNA of Oppiella nova, 352 nucleotides long. The record is from the annotation of a GenBank genome assembly. Lineage: Eukaryota; Metazoa; Arthropoda; Arachnida; Sarcoptiformes; Oppiidae.